Messenger RNA from Pelecanus crispus (Dalmatian pelican), 931 nucleotides. The record is from RefSeq and is a predicted model, not a curated record. NCBI's taxonomy places the organism in Eukaryota, Metazoa, Chordata, Aves, Pelecaniformes, Pelecanidae.
AUGGACCGGUUUGAAGAUGUAUCAGAUGGUGAAGUGGAUCAUGCUUUCUUUGACAGUGAUUUUGAAGAAGAGAAAAAGAAAGCUGAACAAAAUGGUGAAUGUAUAGAGAAAGGAAGUACAAAGGCAGCUCUUGCAGACCCUGAUUUCGUUUCUAAUUCAAAGGAUGCAAAGCAUUGUGAGGAGGAAAGUGAAGAAAAGCAGAAAGAUUUGCAGAAGAAUCAGUCCCUAGAAAAUAGCCCAGAUCAUCUUGGAGGUGCUUCAUCUUUGUCACUUUCUCCAGUUGUGGAGGACGCAGGUACAUCUGGAGCGACAUCAGCAGCAAGUAUGGGAACACAGGAGAAUGUUCCUGCUGGAAUCCCCAAAAUAGUUAAAGAAGGUGAAGAAGAUUAUUAUACAGAUGAAGAAGAUAGUAGUGACGAUGGCAAAAAACAGAAGGUUAGACCAAAGUCAGCUAAGCAGUCAAACAACAUAAAAAAGACUAGCAAAAAAUAUACUAAUAUCAGCUCCUCUUCCUCUUCCUCCUCCUCUUCCUCCUCAUCCUCGUCCUCAAGCUCAGAUACAGAUUGUUCUGAGACAGAUUCCGAUAGCUGUUUAUCAGAUUCAUCUCAUUCUUCCUCAAAGAGGAAUGCUUGCAGGAACACUCUUCUGUCUCCAAAACAAAAAUUUAAGUCAUCAGUGAAAUUAGCAGAAGGAAAACCAAAGCUCGGUGACUACUUGGAGGAGUCUGAAGACACAGUGACAGACGUAACGCCACUGUCAACUCCAGACAUCAGUCCUAUCCAGUCUUUUGAACUCGCAGCAUCAAAUGAUAAGAAACUAAAAAUAAAGAGACAGGAAAAUGUGAACCAAGAAUUAUAUGAUUCCGAGUUUGAUCGCAGAUAUAGUCGAAAAGUCCUGCAUGAUGCUAUGGACCUGAAUCAGCUUUUGAAAG